AUGCCUACCACCCCAGAGCCUACUACAGCCCCAGAAGCUGCCCCAGAAGGUGCCCGAGAAGCUGCUUCUGGAGGAGAAUCGAAGCCCUAUUCUACACGUCUUAAUAGGGAUGACCGUAUUCGCAUAUUAACACUACGAGAAGCUGUUCAAUAUACGUGUCAAAGCCAACAAGCUACACCUAAAAAGGCUCGAGGCAGGACUCCAAAGCUCUCGGAAGAAGAUGUUGACCGGGUUAUUGAUUGGAUAAGCUCUUCAAAACGUACGCGCCGUAUGCCUUAUUAUAAGGUAAUACGUGAGCUUGAUCUUCCUAUUGGAGCUACCGCAUUGGCUCGAGCACUUAAAAAGAGAGGAUAUACGCGUUGCAAAGCCCUACGAAAGCCUCCUCUAUCAGAUGAGCAUAAACGUGCUUCCAUAAAAGAAUCUGGGUCACUAGAAAAGCUGGUGAAGAGCUAG
Molecule: messenger RNA, 453 nt
Organism: Talaromyces marneffei
Lineage: Eukaryota; Fungi; Ascomycota; Eurotiomycetes; Eurotiales; Trichocomaceae
Exons: 3
Coding region: 1-453 (150 amino acids)
Source: RefSeq, a predicted model, not a curated record